Messenger RNA from Apis dorsata (giant honeybee), 2836 nucleotides. RefSeq lists its product as uncharacterized. The record is from RefSeq and is a predicted model, not a curated record. Gene Ontology annotation, molecular function: olfactory receptor activity; odorant binding. Bases 242 to 2836 code for a protein of 864 amino acids. Gene Ontology annotation, cellular component: plasma membrane. Gene Ontology annotation, biological process: detection of chemical stimulus involved in sensory perception of smell; sensory perception of smell. NCBI's taxonomy places the organism in Eukaryota, Metazoa, Arthropoda, Insecta, Hymenoptera, Apidae. The transcript is spliced from 11 exons.
GUGCACUACUAACGUUUGAAAAAAAUCAAUUUAUCGAUGAUUCCACAUCAUCAACCCUUAUCAUAUUCAUAAUUCAUAAACCAGCAAACUAAUAAUCAAGAGGGGUCGAACUUCUUUGAAAAAUAUUAUUUUCAUCCACCCUUUCGAAUCGAAAUUCGAGCGCAAGCGCAAUGCGAUUUUCCAUUUCAAUCAUCAUCGAACCACCGACAUUUAGUAUCCAGCGAGCUCUCGAGCAUCAACAAUGGAAAAACAACAGUGCGUCAUCGCGCAGGAUGACGGUAAGAAAGCGAAUUUGAGCAUACAGUGGAAUCGUUGGUUGUUGACAUCGAUCGGUGCCUGGCCAAAUUUACGCAAGUCGAGAAUAGGAAAAUGUUAUUCUUUGUUGAUCAGUAUUAUUUGUUACGGUUUGAUCGGUUUCAUGCUCGUGUCUUGUAGCAUGUUUUUGAUGAUGGAAAUCAAGAAGGUAUAUAACAGAAUCAAAAUGAUUGGUCCAUUGAGUUUCUUCUUGAUGACAUUCAUGAAAUAUUAUUUGCUAUUACUCCAUGAAAAUGAUAUACGUGAAGGUAUCGAAUGCAUCGAAUGGGACUGGAAGAACGUGAAACAUCAAGAAGACAGAAAUAUCAUGAUCGCGUAUGCGAAUUAUGGAAGAAAAUUAGUAUUUAUUUGCAUAUUUUUCAUGUAUAGUGCAUUUGCAUUUUACUAUCUAGUCUUACCGUUUAGCGUGGGGAAAAUAGAAGAUGGAAAUUUGACAUUUAUUCAAUUACCAUUUCCUUCGUCAAGUUUGAUCGCUGAUGUACAUUACAGUCCUUACAAUGAAAUCGUAUUGUCCGUUCAAAUUCUGACAGGUGUUGUGAUGCACGCUAUAACAUCGGCAGCUUGUAGUAUAGCCGCUGUAUUCGCAGUGCAUGCAUGUGGACAAAUGCAGGUGUUGAUGAACUGGUUGGAUCAUUUAGUGGAUGGCCGAUCGGAUAUGAGCAAGGCUAUAGAUGAAAGGAUUGCAAAUAUUGUAAUUCAACAUGAUCGAAUAUUGAAAUUUUUGGCACUUACAGAAAAAGCGCUUCAGCAAAUAUCUUUUGUAGAAUUUUUAGGUUGUAUUGCGAAUAUGUGUCUUCUCGGAUAUUAUUUAAUAGUGGAAUGGAAUCCGAAAGAAAUAAUACUUUCAAUAACUUACGUAGCUUUAAUCAUAUCUAUCACUUUCAAUAUCUUCAUAUUUUGUUAUAUAGGCGAUUUGGUUGCCGAACAGUGUCAGAAAGUCGGUGAAAUGGCGUAUAUGAUCGAAUGGUAUCGAUUAACAGGCAAAAAAAAACUUUGCUGCAUUUUGAUCAUUGCAAUGUCCAAUUCAUCGAUAAAAUUUACAGCUGGAAAUAUGGUUGAAUUAUCCAUCUAUACUUUUAGCGAUGUCAUUAAAACAUCGGUGGCUUUCUUAAACAUGUUUCGAAGAUUCAAUGAAACUGAUAUUUUAAAUAUGAUGAAACUCAUUACCCUAACCUCACUAUUCCUCGUAUUAAAAACAAUUUCAAAAAGACAUAUUCAUCUUUCUCAUCAAGUAUUACUUAACUUAACUUUCAUCAUUUAUUCGACGAACGUCCUACGUGAAGUAUCUAUGAUGAAUCAACUAAACGAUCAAUCUGUCUUAAUACCCGUGUCUUAUGUCCGAGAUUACGAGUACAGCAUUCAGGUGAAUCGUUGGUUAUUAAAACCGAUCGGUGCUUGGCCGAAUGUCACGAAGACCACAAGAACUAAAAAAUUACUCGUCAAAUUAUUAAACUUUAUCUGCCAUUCGCUGAUUAUUUUCACGGUGAUGCCAUGCGUGAUGUAUAUUUUCUAUGAAGACGAAAAUUUGAAGACCAGGAUGAAGGCAAUCGGGCCAACAAGUCAUUGGAUGAUGGGGGAAUUGAAUUAUUGUUGUCUAUUGAUGAAAGCAAAGGAGAUUGUCUAUUGCAUUGAACAUAUAGAAUAUGAUUGGAAAACAGUUCGAAAGGCUAGAGAUCGAGAAUUGAUGCUAAAGAACGCCAAACUCGGUCGUUUCAUCGCGUGCAUCGCCGCACUUUGCAUGCAUAGCGGAAUUAUGUCUUACAUCGUGAUCACAGGUUUCAAAAAGAUAACAUUUCAAAUUGGAAAUGACAGCUACUCGAUGUAUCGGUUACCUUGUCCAUUCUAUACGAACCUGUUAGAUGUUAGAUUUAGUCCCAUGAACGAGAUCGUAUUCGCUCUACAGCUCGUCUCCGGAUUCAUUUCAACCUCGGUCACAGUUGGAGCUUGCGGACUGGCUGCCGUAUUAGCAAUGCACGCAUGUGGUCAGUUUAACGUGGUGAUGUCCAAAUCGGAUAACUUGGUGAAACAUAACAAUGAGAAGAAACAGGAUGAACACACGUUUCAUAAGAAGCUUGGUUUUAUCGUUGAGCAUCAUCUACGAACAUUAAGUCUUGUAUGGUAUAUGGAAAAAGUUAUGAAUAUGAUUUGCUUGGUUGAAUUGGUGGGAUGUACAAUGAACAUGUGUAUACUUAAAUAUUAUUUUCUCACGGAAAAAUCAAAGACAAUAUUAGCUAUAUACGCAAUCGUAUAUGCAUCUAUGGUUUUUAACAUAUUUAUAUUUUGUUAUAUAGCAGAGAUAGUUACAGAACAGGGCAAAAAAGUGGGAGAGAAAUUUUAUAUGACUGAAUGGUAUCAAUUACCUCAUAAAACUGCUCUCGGCUUAGUAUUAAUCAUCUCAAGAUCGAGUAUGGUAAUUAAAAUCACUGCUGGAAAAUUCAUACAAAUUUCUAUCGCGACUUUUGCUGCUGUAUUUAAAGCAUCUUUUGCAUACCUCAACAUGAUCCGUACAAUUGCGAUGUGA